Molecule: messenger RNA, 3221 nt
Organism: Triticum dicoccoides
Lineage: Eukaryota; Viridiplantae; Streptophyta; Magnoliopsida; Poales; Poaceae
Product: putative receptor-like protein kinase At4g00960
Exons: 10
Coding region: 971-2671 (566 amino acids)
Biological process (GO): cell surface receptor signaling pathway; protein phosphorylation
Molecular function (GO): protein kinase activity; ATP binding
Source: RefSeq, a predicted model, not a curated record
UAUUAUGUACAUGUUUCCUAUUUUACUCUGUGCAUGGACCUUCGUUUUUGCUCUUUUCCUUGCUUAGUUGUUUCUUUAUACAUUUCCAAUGCAACGCUGGACAAAUGAGCUUUCAUGCCCGAGUAAGCUCGAAACUGUUCUUAGUGUCUGAGAUUCAAGGGAUCGAUUGAUAGCUGCCCGGAACCAUGCAUUAACAUUUUGGCCUUUAGCCUUCGUACCUUGCUUUGAAACAUUUUGUUCUUAUUGUACCAUGACUAUUCUAAUUAUAGGAGGUGCAUUCUUACCAAGUAUUUUUUACUUGUCCGGUGGACCAGCUCUUGGUUCAGAGUUGGACGAGUCCGCUCGCCGGAGCCCCGCCGCCUGCCCGUUUCGAGCCGCCCACCUCGCUCAGCAGUUGCGACCCGUCCUCCGUACACACCAUACCGCCUAGCUAGUGUCCGGGAGGCGGUGUGAGACGUGUUCGCUGCGGAACAGUGGCCCCGGCCGGUCGAUGUUAUGCCAUUGCCGCGUCCGCGUGCACCGGGAGCGGUCCAGAUGGCGCCACUGGCAGUGCCUCCUCCUUGCCAUUUAAUGGCUGUCCUGCCCUGCCCUUUGAUCGAUUGCUCAGUCAUGGGUUUGUGUGGUCUUAAACAAGUUGCAGAUGUUCAGGCUUAUCUCCUUCGGUGGACUGGUCUCCGCCGUCCAGGUGUUUGUGGAAAUUCCACAGGAGGAGAAUCUGUGCUCCUGAUUGUGCCAGGACAAUAUCUACGUUUCUGUUGGAUAUUCUUAGGGUGUAGGAAGUAGUCUUGGACUCUUGGUGUUGGUGGUGUUGAAAUGCCAUGCCAAAUUGUUUUAGUUUCUGAAAAGUCAUUUUCUUCCUGUAUCGUACCUACUUUCAGAAAAAUCAGAGUCCACUCACCACGUCAACAAUUUGGAUGUGGCCAUCCUAUCAGGAGAGGUUUUGUACAACUUCUCAACCACAUAAUCAAUCAUGAAGUCUGAAGACCGCGACUCACUUCUCAGAAAAGUACCAAGUGGCGUGGGUCAGGUGGCCAACAUAGCGCAGCUUGCCGGGGUGGACGUAUAUGGGCUCAUCACGAUGAUCGUGGAGGCGGCAAGGACAGUUAGAAGGAACCGGGAGACCUGCCAGCUGCUGGCGCGGCGUGUGAAGAUGAUUGGAGACCUUCUCCAGCAGCUCGAGAGCACACAGCUGAUGCAGCAUACAGAGACAAGGAACCCAGUUGAGCAGCUGGAGGAGACACUCCGGCAUACAUACAUGCUCAUCAGAUCCUGUCAGGACGGCAGCUACCUCUACAGCUGGUUUAUGGGAGGGAAGCAAGCUGACCAGCUCCAUCAGGUGCAGAAUGAGAUCGCCUUCUACCUCCAACUCUUCCCGCUCGUUGGAUUUGUUGAUACCAGUCGGACCUGGGCACGGCUUCUGCACAAAGCUCAACCCCUCGGUACAGAGGAUACUAUGGGUGAGUUACAUGCGGUCCAUCCUUCAGAACAUAACAAUAGAACAGAGGCACUCAAGGAAAUUCAUUUAGAAGAUCCGGGAAUUCCCCCUUGUGCAAAAUCUGACGAAGAACAAAAUACAAGUGCGUUUCUCUAUGGAUCACGCCAAGCCAUGAAUAUGGAGGAAAUAGUCAAUCUCAUAGGUGUUGGAAAAGGUGCAGAGCUACCCUAUUUUAGUUUCUCUCAGAUAUUGGCUGCUACAGACAAUUUGUCAUUGCGGAACUUGCUUGGAAAUGGUGUAUUCGGCUGUACCUACAAGGAAACUGUACAUCUCUACCUUAGCUACCAUCCAUUGUUUGCAUAUGACGGUAAUGCUAGUGAUGGGUGGGAAUUUGCUUUCGUGCACCAGCAACAGUCAGAGGGGAAACUGCCUGAUGGGCUCGAUAUUGCUAUCAAAAGACACAACACAUCUUCACAUCAAGGCCUAUCAGAGUUCCAAGCUGAGAUUGAAGUCAUUCCGAAUCUUCGACAUAAAAAUAUAAUUUCGCUACUUGGGUUUUGUGUUCAAGGAAAAGAAAAGAUACUUGUCUAUGAAUAUAUGUCGAACAAUAGCUUGGCAGACGUCAUUUCUGAUGAGACAAAAAGGAAAUUGCUUAAUUGGUCAAAGUGUCUUCAAAUAAUCAAAGGGAUAGCAGAUGGCCUUGUUUAUCUGCAUCUGCAUUCUCAGAUGUGCAUUGUCCACAGGGAUCUGAAACCAAGUAAUCUCCUGUUGGAUCCUGAAAUGAAUGCUAAAAUUUCUGAUUUUGGUCUUGCUAAAAAGCUAGCUCCAGAUGCAAUUGCAGAAGAUAUUGUAUGCGGCACAUAUGGCUAUGCAGAUCCUGAAUAUGUUACUACCGGAAAGUUAUCGCAGAAGGCAGAUGUAUACAGCUUUGGCAUCGUAGUUCUCGAGAUAAUAUGUGGAAACAACCCUUGGUUUUAUAUGGUGAAGGCGAAGAAGGGCUCAUCUCCAGGAUCACUUCCUGAUCAUGCAUGCAAGUAUCUGAAGAGGCCCCGCAAGCUUGUUGACCCACUGCUACGCGCUAGCAAGGGUGAGAGAGCUCAGAUUGCGGAAUGCGUUAAGGUGGCUCUGCUGUGCGUCCACUGUCGUGCUGAAUGUAGGCCCGCCAUGUCGGAGGUUGUGGCGAUGCUCUGCAGCGUCGGGAGUGGGAGAUCGUCACCAGCUUACUGCUGUCACUGAGUAAUAACCAGGGGUUGUAGUUGACCGAGGACGGCCAAAGAUUAUGACCGUCACAUUCACAUACAUGUUUUACAAUGGGCAUGGACAUGGCAAAAGAAGUGGGAUUCUGCAUUCUGAUCUGGCUCCUGGUCGCCCUAGUUCUGUUGAAGGUGAAUGGGAGAUACCCUGAUUUGCACUCAGAUUUGCCGUCCAUCACAAAACACAGAGCUAUUUCUACAGUGUAAUGCGUUACCGUACCAUGCUGGCUUGCUGUCAACACUAAUUGGGAAGUCAACAAAAGAAAAAAAGCAAGAGAAUGCAUGAAGUAAAUUACGGUCUACUAUUUAGGGAGGUUGUUAAGCUUAAUUACUAUGUAUUGAAGAAUGUGUUGUUAACUAAUUUAUUGUAACAAUAACAAAACUUACGUGUAGCUAGCUCCCAUCCAGACGAGACUUAACUAAGUCACAUCUAAUCUAGUUUUUUUCUACCUCCAAGGGUCAUGAUAGCUAUGCAACGGUGGAUGCACAUGCUUUGAGACUCACACAUUGCCGUUAACUAAUUUAAACUGCAA